AUGGGCUGCAGCUUUGGCGCCCGGCUGGUCGGGUUUAAUGAGUCGGCCGCCGGCGAGCACGGCCCGGAGCUGGUCGCCACCGGCUCGCCGUGCUUCGUCUGCACCGGCCUGCCCGCCCACUGGCGCUCCAACAAGGCGCUGCCGGUGGCGUUCAAGGUGGUGGCGCUGGGCGAGGUGGCCGACGGCACGGCCGUUACCCUGCGCGUCGGCAACGACGAGAACCCGUGCGGCGAGCUGCGCAACAAUAUGGCGCUCAUCAAGAACCAGGUGGCCAAGUUCAACGAUCUCAGGUUCAUCGGGCGCAGUGGCAGAGGGAAGAGCUUUAACCUAACAAUUCAGAUAUCGACCACGCCGCCACAGAUUGUGUCCUACAACAAGUGCAUGAAGGUGACGGUCGACGGACCACGGGAGCCAAGAAGCAAAACUCGUCAGCACCAGUACCGCGCGUACGGCUUCGGGCAGCGGCCCUACGCGGACGGCAGGUUCACGGACCCGCUGCGCGACCUGGACCACCUGCGCCGCAAGGCGGAUGGCCUGGCGCUGAAGGGCGCCGCCGGGGUCAGCCCGCUGUCAGAUGCCGGACAGCUGUUGCAGGAAUCAAGCCAUUGGGGUGGUUACACACCUUCUCCGUACGCUUACCUGCCUAGCAGCGUGCCGGGCAACAUGGCGUCACUGCAGGGCGGCGGCUUCUCCUACCACAGCCCCGGCCAGCAGGCUCUGCUGCAGACCGACAGCAGUCCGCACCUUCCAGCAGUGCUGCCGGAGCCGAGUCUCCAGCCGCCGCCGCUGACCAGCCUUGCCUCCGGCCCGUCCGAGUACACCCCGCCCGGGUACCGCUCCGACACGGAGUACACGCCGCCGCCGGGGGUGGUCCAAGUGGUGCGCUCAGGUGGUCCGAGUGGUGCGCUCAAGUCGUCCGAGGGGCGCGCUCAGGUGGCCCAAGUGGUGCGCUCAGGUGGUCCCGAGUGGCGCGUUCAGGUGGUCCCGAGUGACGCGCUCAGGUGGUUCGAGUGA
This is a messenger RNA of Pollicipes pollicipes, 1014 nucleotides long. Its product is annotated as protein lozenge-like. NCBI's taxonomy places the organism in Eukaryota, Metazoa, Arthropoda, Thecostraca, Pollicipedomorpha, Pollicipedidae. The coding region runs from base 1 to 1014 and encodes 337 amino acids. The record is from RefSeq and is a predicted model, not a curated record. Gene Ontology annotation, biological process: regulation of DNA-templated transcription. The transcript has 8 exons. Gene Ontology annotation, cellular component: nucleus. Gene Ontology annotation, molecular function: ATP binding; RNA polymerase II cis-regulatory region sequence-specific DNA binding; DNA-binding transcription factor activity, RNA polymerase II-specific.